UCUGCGUUACAGCUGCAGGAUCCCGUUGCGGUAGCGAAUUCUUAUCACGGAGUAGCGGAAGUCCAGGGUCGAAGAGGAGUGCGCAUCACUCUUCGACAGGUGGGAGAGAGAGCUCGGAAUCUCAGAAUCUUGGAACCCCCAGCUAUCUUCGGGGAAGCGCCAGGGUACGGCCAGGAGACUUACGUUCGGCCGAGGCGACAUGGAAGCCGUUAUCAAGAUUCGGUGGAAGACAAGAUGGCGCCGGCUACCCCAGCCACACCUGUUACUUCACCUUUGGAGAAGAGGGACAUUCCAGAAGACCGCCCUGAACAGGAUGACACCCUGCCUCCACCCCCCUAUCCUGACUCCUUGUAUCCUUCAUUGGACGCUUACAGAGAUGAAGGGGGGGGGAAGUCCCCUGAGGAAUGUGGUGUUGCUUGCAUACUUGAUAAGAACAAGGACAAGGAGGGGGCGGGGGAGCCAAAGGGGGGAGGCGUGGUGGUGCCACCAGAGCUGAAGGGGGGAGGCGUGGUGCCACGGGUGAAAAGUGUAGGGGCGGGUGGUACUUCCUUGCUGUCGGGUCCGGCCUGUUGCUGUGUGUACGCCCAGAAAGGGACGGAUCGUACGGCCCCGUAUGAUAGUGAAAGUGAAUGUGGGGGUGGUGAUUCGAUGUGGGGCGCCCAAGGGCCCGCCCAAGGGGGAUGUGGCCCCACGGCACCUGUCCCGUGGAGCCCACCCACUCUCACUGAUUGGGCCCAAACAAGGGAGGACCUCUGGACAGCUGACUCAGAAACAACAGCUUUUGCUCUGCCGAUAGUUGUGAAGCAGGAUGGUCCGGCUUGGACUUCUCUGGAUUCCAAGGCGAUUACUCACCUUGCAGGGUUAGUUAAGAACAAGGGCCUGCGUUCUCCGGUGACUAUGUCAGCAGUUGAGGCUCUCAUGGCCUCAAGACUCCUGUCGUAUGAUGUGGUCAGUCUCAUGAGGGUGAUUCUUGAGUCCGUGCAGUACACACUGUGGUAUGAUGAAUGGAAUAGACUACUUCAGGCUGUUGUAGCUGAAGCAGCUCGUGAUAACAAUCAUCCAGCUAAUGCACGUACAGGUCAAGGCCGUGCGGCUAGGGUUGAAAGAACUACUCUCUUGCGCCUUCAGGGUUUAGCAGAUGAUAUGGUGGGGUCCCUGGAGGGUCAAGCAAGGGGGCUUAGAGCGGGGGAGUUAACUGCGCUUACAAAUGCAGCCCUUCAGGCUCUGCAGACGGUGGCUAAGAUUGCGGAGCCUGUGCUCCCGUAGUCUGAUAUCAAACAGGAGCCAUCUGAGUUGUUUUCUGAUUUUGCAAAUCACUUGAUUCGUGCCGUUGAAGGGUCUGACCUCCCCAGGGAGGUCCAGCCUUCGGUUGUGAUAGAUUGUUUCAAGCAAAAGUCGCUCCUGGACGUUCAGCAGAUAAUUAGGGCAGCACCUGGAACUUUGAACACCCCAGGGGAGAUUAUCAAAUAUGUGCUAGAUCAUCAGAAAAAUACUCCCUCCAAUAAUGAUGGCUUGGCAACUGCCGUGCAGGGAAUGGCUGCUUCGGUGCAAGGGAUGGCUGCUUCGGUUAGCUCUGUGAUCAAAUCUGCAGUGAUGGUGGAAGCUCGCACCGGGGAGGAGAAGGGAAAAGGUCCGUGUUUCAAGUGUGGGCAGCAUGGUCAUUUUAAGUCACAGUGCCCUGAGAGAGCUGAGCAGAGCGGGUCACAGGGACUGGGGGAGCCUUGUCAAUUGUGUGGUUGGGCUGGACAUGAUGCACAUCAGUGUCAAAAAUUUGAGGUUUUGCCACAGGGAAACUGGUACGGGAGGGUGCCACUGGCCCAGGUCUCCUUCACACUCUUUUAAAUUGGGCCAAGGGUGCAGACCUCAUAGUGGCAUUGAUCAUGGACCUCUUGAUCGGCCGCCCAAGGAAUCCUGAAUCGACAGAGUGCAAAAGAAGAGCUUUCUUCUGGACAUCGAAGAACUCGGAGAACCCAGAGAAACAACCCCUGCUGCCAACAAGAAACACCAUAUUGAUGCUGCUA
Messenger RNA from Coturnix japonica (Japanese quail), 2021 nucleotides. Lineage: Eukaryota; Metazoa; Chordata; Aves; Galliformes; Phasianidae. The record is from RefSeq and is a predicted model, not a curated record.